AUGUCCCAUCAUCACGAUCAUCACCACCACCAUCACGAUGAUCAUCAUCACUAUGAUCAGCAUACAGUGCCAGCCUAUCAGGCUUAUCCAGCUGUUCAACCAGUGAUGCCAGUGAUGCAACCAGCGCCUAUCGUCGUGCACACAACUGGCCAUCAUGAACCAAUCCAUCACGAUUCACACCAUCAUCACAACGCUGUCGGACAAUUCUUUCACGAUAUAAAACACGGUCAUCACGAUAACCAUCACCAC
This is a messenger RNA of Mesorhabditis belari, 249 nucleotides long. The record is from the annotation of a GenBank genome assembly. Lineage: Eukaryota; Metazoa; Nematoda; Chromadorea; Rhabditida; Rhabditidae.